Molecule: messenger RNA, 7366 nt
Organism: Oncorhynchus mykiss (rainbow trout)
Lineage: Eukaryota; Metazoa; Chordata; Actinopteri; Salmoniformes; Salmonidae
Product: receptor-type tyrosine-protein phosphatase alpha
Biological process (GO): protein dephosphorylation
Molecular function (GO): protein tyrosine phosphatase activity
Source: RefSeq, a predicted model, not a curated record
UGCUUCCCAUUCCUCCUAUUGCAGACGCAACAUGGCGGACUAGAAGAGGCGGCGACUCCCCUGGAUGCAAGGAAUAAACUGGGAUUCACGUCCCCCUAUGCCUCGAGGAAGACGGAGAGAUACAAAUGUGUUAUAGAGACCUUCGGUAACAUUGAGGAAUGUUUGGGACCGUUCUAGUCACUCGUUAGGAUAAACAGACUUGCGAUCUUUUGCCUCCAAAUUGUCUGUCCCAGAUCGUUCCUAUCACUGACACAGCAGCCCCCCCCCCCCUCUCCCCCUCUGCACACACUCUUGGUUACUGGAGUGUGGAGACGGGCCGGUGUUGAGAACGUGUGAAAAGGAAGAAAGGAAUUUCACUACUGUAGAUGUUCAGGAUUGUAUUAUACCAAACGGGAGUCGUGGACCACACUGUGCGAAUGAGUGAUUGAUGCCAACUUCGCUUCUUAAGGGCAGUAUGGGUGUGUGUGUCCUGCUUCUGUUGCUCAGUGUGGCCCUCAGGGUCUCCAUCUCGGCCCAGGUACCACCUCCCACCCCCACAGGAGGUCCAGUCCCCACUGCCAAAUCCAAGGACCCUCCCGCCACCACCCUCCCCAAUGUUCCCUUGACAACAACCAUCGCCCCCCCUCCUCCCCCUCAAACAACCACAACCCCGAAGGUUGCCGCGAAAACAAUGACAACUACCACAACCAUGGAUGGUGUCAUAUUGACUGCAGGCCCCAGUGGUGCCACCCCUGCGCCCGUCCCCCCUCCACCACCCCCUGGCCCAACUGAAGCCCCCAAAAUCCCCACAGGGGUGAACUCCACACCGCAGCCACCCCCUGCUCCAACCACAAUCAGUCAGGUAGGGGGUGGGGAGAAUGGGACCUCUGUUCCAGAGACUCAGUCACCAGACACCGCCACCAACACAGACACAAAACCAACGGUGGAAGCCACAUCGGCCACUAGCGGUGCUACUGUUCCAGGUGGUGGAGAAGAAGACACCGAUGACACACCCAUCAUUGCGGUGAUGGUGGCUCUGUCGUCCCUGCUCGUCAUUGUGUUCAUCAUCAUCAUCCUCUACAUGCUCAGGUUUAAGAAGUACAAGCAGGCCGGCAGCCAUUCCAACUCCUUCAGGCUGACCAACGGUAGAUCAGACGAUACAGAGCUCCAGAGUGUGCCACUAUUGGCCCGUUCACCCAGCACCAACAGGAAGUACCCUCCCCUUGUUGUCGACAAGCUGGAGGAGGAGAUGAAUCGUCGCAUGGCUGACGACAACAAGCUCUUCCGGGAGGAGUUCAACGCGCUGCCGGUGUGUCCCAUUCAGGCGUCGUGCGACGCGGCCUCUAAAGAGGAGAACAAGGACAAAAACCGAUACGUCAACAUCCUGCCAUAUGAUCACUCCAGGGUGCAUUUGUCAUCACUAGAGGGAGUUCCAGACUCCGACUUCAUUAACGCAUCCUUCAUCAACGGUUACCAAGAGAAGAACAAGUUCAUUGCAGCUCAAGGGCCAAAGGAGGAGACGGUGAACGACUUCUGGAGAAUGAUCUGGGAACAGAACACAGCCACCAUUGUCAUGGUGACCAACCUGAAGGAAAGAAAAGAGAAAUCCAUACAGCGGCAAUCUCUCUGUGUGUCUCAGUGUAAGUGUGCCCAGUACUGGCCAGACCAGGGCUGCUGGACCUACGGCAACAUCCGGGUCUCUGUGGAGGACAUGAUGGUGCUGGUGGACUACACCAUCCGCAAGUUCUGCAUCCAACAGGUGGGGGAUGUGGGGGGUAAGAAGCCUCAACGGCUGGUGACCCAGUUCCACUUCACCAGCUGGCCAGACUUUGGCGUCCCCUUCACACCCAUCGGCAUGCUCAAGUUCCUCAAGAAGGUCAAAACCUGCAACCCCCAGUACGCUGGCCCCAUCGUGGUCCACUGCAGUGCGGGGGUGGGGAGGACAGGUACCUUCAUAGUGAUAGAUGCCAUGUUGGACAUGAUGAACACCGAGAGAAAGGUGGACGUCUUUGGCUUUGUCACACGUAUCAGAGCCCAGCGCUGCCAAAUGGUCCAGACAGACAUGCAGUACGUGUUCAUCUUCCAGGCCAUGCUGGAGCACUAUCUGUAUGGGGACACCGAGCUGGAGGUGACCUCCCUGGAGUCCCACCUGGCCAAGCUCUACGCCCCCUCCGCUGCCGGCUGUGGGGGCAUGGAAGCGGAGUUCAAGAAGCUGACUUCCAUCAAGAUCCAGAACGACAAGAUGAGAACAGGCAACCUGCCAGCUAACAUGAAGAAGAACCGAGUUCUCCAGAUCAUCCCAUAUGAGUUCAACAGAGUGAUCAUCCCAGUCAAGAGAGGGGAGGAGAACACGGACUAUGUCAACGCCUCCUUCAUUGACGGGUACCGUCAGAAGGACUCGUACAUGGCCAGCCAGGGCCCGCUACAGCACACCAUUGAAGACUUCUGGAGGAUGAUCUGGGAGUGGAGGAGCUGCUCCAUAGUCAUGCUCACUGAGCUGGAGGAGAGAGGACAGGAGAAGUGUGCCCAGUACUGGCCCAGUGAUGGGGUGAUGGUGUGUGGGGACAUCUCCAUCGAGCUGAAGAAGGAGGAGGAGAGUGAGAGCUACACUGUUAGAGACCUCCUGGUCACCAACAACAGGGAGAACAAGGCUCGUACGGUGAGACAGUUUCAUUUCCAUGGCUGGCCAGAAGUGGGCAUUCCCAGUGACGGGAAGGGCAUGAUCAACAUCAUUGCUGCUGUCCAGAAGCAGCAGCAACAAUCUGGCAACCACCCAAUCACUGUCCACUGCAGUGCGGGCGCGGGGCGGACGGGGACCUUCUGUGCCCUGAGCACGGUCCUGGAGCGGGUGAAAGCUGAGGCCAUCCUUGACGUCUUCCAGACCGUCAAGAGCCUCCGGCUGCAGAGACCCCACAUGGUGCAGACACUGGAGCAGUACGAGUUCUGCUACAAAGUGGUCCAGGAGUAUAUUGAUGCCUUUUCUGACUAUGCCAACUUCAAAUAGGGACAGACCCACACAGGGGACGGACAUCCAUAUACAGUCAUAAAAACAAAGCAAACACACGCGUACCCGACGGAAGCAAAGGAACUGGUCACGGCUUAGAUGACUGGACAGCCUGUGUGCAAGAAGGAAAAUGGAAGGGAAGUCUUGUGACAGCAAAGUGCAGCGCUGCAGUGUACCGGAGGGAGGGAGUGAAUAUCAGAGAUGCCUUCUUGAAUAUUUUGUAAUAUUGAUCUUGUUAAUACGGCCCCCUUGUCCCAAUCUUGCCCCAUCCAGACAUCCCCCAAUCAUGUACAUAUACUUAGCCUGUCACAUUUUGUUGUUUUGUUUUUAAGACCUUUUUUGCUGCAAUUUUAGGGUGACAUUUAUAAUGUAUUUUAUUGGUUUAUAUAAAUAUAUAUGAAUAUAAAUCGGACACUUUAGAGGCUUAUGUCAAAAGUUGAGAAUUGAGGGAAUGAUGUUGGUGUUUUUUUAUUUCUCUUGUCUUUUGUUUUUUACGGUUCAGUGACUGAGACUUACGUGGUUGAUGGUUUCAUCUGAUUCAGGCUGCAGCUUAAAGCUGAUUGGUCGACCUCAGAGGAAUAGAUUUACACAGCCAAUCAGAAUUCUUCUGUUCACACGAACGCACACACGCUACAGCUGGCCAGGAGCACAUCCAGAAUAGGACACGAUGGCUUUGCUAAUCACAUGGUCCAAACUCUUUUGACUAGUUUUCCAUUGAGUUCACAGUUCACACAGGGGUCAAUGAAUCAUGGCAGGACUAAGGGCGUAGCUAGCCACAUAUCUCCAACAUAUUGUGGCUUUGCUGUGUUUGUGUUUAAGGACCUAGGAAACGCUGUAAUUUAGGUGGUCUUGCACAUGCUGGGUGUCACAGUGGAUUAUAUGUGUGUAGCACGUUUUGGGAAGUUUCCCAUACUGAAAAUCAAAUUUCAAACGUCAAAUAUAUUGAAAUGUAAGGAGCGUGUUGAAGAUUUGGCCAGCAAUGCAUUCAAAAUAGCCUUUGCAUAAUAAUGAUGAGUAUGAGGUCGAUAUGUUGCCACAAUAUAAUGAUUAUUUCAGAAUUACCCUGUAUAAAACUGUCGAUUUUGGGUGUAUUGCCAUAUAUCUCAACAUAUAGUAACCAUGCAAUUACUGUGGAAAUGAACCAAUUCUUAUGUAUGUUUUCAUAUUUAAUUGCUUACAGUUGGAAUGGGGGAAAUCAUUUCCUAUCUAUUAUUUACGUGUCAUUCCAUUUACUUGUUUGUAAUCUAUUGGGUAUAUUUCUUUUCGGUAUAGGUUGGUUGAGAAGAUGGCGUCAAAAUGUGAAGACCCCCUCUCUGUUUUUCAACUGGGGCCUGUUCAGGGUGAUGAAACAUUACAGAAUGUUCACAUAGAAAUGUAUUGUGUAGAACAUAUACAUACAUUGUCAUAUAGAAUAGAAAUUGUCAGCUCUUCAUUAUAUUUCUAUCUGCACCAUUUAGAACGUCUUUCUGUUUUAUUGAAAUAGAAUUCAACGCAGAUGAAAUAGAAUUCAACUCCGAUGUCACAUACUGAGAAUUUGUUAUACUUUAAUGCUGUUGCUUUGAUACUCCCACCCUCAAAUGGAUAAAUUGUUCAUUUUAAUGUUGAAAUGUGUGACGUGAUGGAAUGUUUGCAGUGAUUUUUUUUCUCUCUUCAGAAUGGCUGCCUAUAAGGACAGUUUGGCUAGAAACAUGAGGCCACCCUCGGGCGUGCCUCAGUCUUCAGUUGAGAUUGUAAUGCAAGAUAAAUGAUGUCAGUUAGCUAGCAACAAGGUUGAGGUCAAUUCCAUCUCUGCUUGGUCAACUCAGGAAAUUACUUAAAGUUAUCGGGGGGGGGGGGUGUUCCUGUACGGGUUCUUUCAAUGUAUAUACAGUUAAUUUCAGUUUGUCUACUUAGUUGGUUGAGUGCAAAUGGAAUUGACCCCGCCCCUGGUCCAAUAGCCAAUCACAGCUACUAAUUGCCCUCAAAGGAUUGUAAUAAACAGCGUGUGCAUAAGAUAUUCUCACCCACUUCGCCACAAACCCAACCACCCCACUCACUUGAUAUCUGCAAGGUUUGAGUGUAUGAGGGGUAACUGACAUGAGGUUUUAGCUGUUAAUUGUGAUUGGGGAUUAUUGGUCAAUUAUAAGAGCUGCCAUUUUGAUCCCAGUUUCUUCAUUGUUCUGUGGAGUUGACAGCACAGGAGGCUGCUGAUGGGAGGAGGGCUCAUAAUAAUGUCCGGAAUGGAGAAAAUGGAAUGGCAUCAAACACCUGGAAACCAUGUAUUAAAUACCAUUCCCCCAAUUCCGCUCCAGCCAUUCCCACGAGCCCGUCCUCCCCAAUUUAGUUGCCACCAACCUCCUGUGGUUGAUGGGUAUGCUAGACAGCCAUGAAGAUCUGCCAAGCCUAGUUGAUGCCAAACGCAUUCUCUUAUACACAGAUGGCCCUAUUUGUCCAGUCAUAAAGGUGAACCGUUGUUUUGUCAUUAGGAUAUAAGGAAAGCCCACAGUCUGUAGAAAAAUACCUGCACAACCUAUACUGUUCAGGAGUUAGAAUGGAUUGCUUUAGCUUCUCCCUUUUCUAUAUGUUUAUAGGUCGAAAGGAAGGAGCACAAUUUAACUCCAUCGUGAUUGAAUCAUAUGGGAUCAGGAAAUUAGAAAUAGUAUCUGAAACUCCACCAAAAAAAGCACCAGUAUUGACAAAUUGUUGCUAUCGUUGAUUGUUCCAAUGCUUGUACUAUUUGCGCCAAAAUAAAAAUCCGAACCGGUGAUGCAAAGGCCAGAUGGGUAACAUGACCCUGAGAUAGUAAAUUACUUGGCAACUGGGGUUGAAGAAUACUAGGUGGGAGGAUUCCCUCGCAGCUUAUUCCCUUCUGAUUACAGGAUUUCUGGGGAAAAAAACAGAUUUUAGUCUUUAAAAAAUAUAUUUUGCAACCCUGAUGUCAGCAUUGAAGAGGCCUUUUUAAAGACUGGUUAUGGCCUCUAGUUCUGACUAGUUCUAUUAGGUUAAACCACAGGACAUAGAUAGCUAGGUAGAGAUCUUCAAACCGGAUGUCUCACUUAGACCAGUCACUUAAAAAAAUACUGUCAAUGUCAUUUCAGACCGUGUUCCAUUCCAAAGCAUGUCAAAGGCCCAUGUGUUACAAUUGGUGCCAUUUUAUUUUCCUUCCGGAUGUUUGGUUGUGUUGGAUCUUAGUAAUCGUCAGGGUGGGCGUUGGUGAGGAGAGGCUUUAACUCUUCUUUUGAGCCAGAAGGUUUGCUGAAUGUAAUCACCUGUCCCCAACAACACUGUGCCAACCCCCAACCCUAGUGACUUAAGGCUUUACUCUAGAAAGUGCCUCACAGGUUGAUUUAUAUGGAAAAUAUGUUCACUGCACCUCUCCCUCAGUGAGUUGAUUGAGUGUAGGUGUAUAGACUCUUGGUAAACCAGUAUCAUCCUACAGAUUAGUACAUCUAUUUGGCCCCUUCCCACUACUAUUUUUGAGGCAUUGUAGAUAACUUUAUCGACAAAGCACCUCUGUACAAAGCCCCAAAGCUGUAGCUGACGCUUGGCUUUGUAACACUGAGACCAAGAUCAGGGCCUUUUAUUAUCCUGUUCAAGUUCAUAAUCCACCAGCCUCCUUUCCAUUUCAUGCUGUAACGCCGGGUUCCAUUCCAAUCAAACUCCAUUGCUUUGUUUUGAACCAGCUUUGUCUUGGCUCCAUGUCUUCAUUCCAUUCCACUGAAGUGCUGGACCCUUGACUAUUCCUUCAUUAUGUCCCCUAGUCAGGUCCUCUACCUAACCUUCACCCACUAUAGUGGGUAAAAUACAUUGUCCUGAGUUAUUCCAACCACAAAUCACAAUGACAUUGUUUACUGGUUAUUACAGAGGACAGCCAGGUGCAUCCGGGCCCUUGUUCCACACCCCUGCUGGCUGCAGAUAGAAAUGAAAUGCAACAUCCCAGUAAUGUAAUGUCCCUGUCUGAGCAACAGGGCACACCUUCCUUCAGAGAUGGAGAAAGAGAGCUAGACAGACUGGAGGAGUGGGGCUUCUUAGGGUUCAACCAGUCUCUCUGUCUCUCCCACCUCUAAACCUGUCUCUCCCAGCCUUAAACCAGUCUCUCUUGCCCACCCCUAAAACUCUCUCACCCCUAAACCUGUCUCUCUGGCGACCCCACCUCUUAAACCUGUCUCUCUCUGGCGACCCCACCUCUUAAACCUGUCUCUCUCUGGCGCCCCCACCUCUUUAACCUGUCUCUCUCUGGCGCCCCCACCUCUUUAACCUGUCUCUCUGGCGACCCCACCUCUUUAACCUGUCUCUCUGGCGACCCAACCUCUUUAACCUGUCUCUCUCUGGCGACCCCACCUCUUUAACCUGUCUCUCUCUGGCGACCCCACCUCUUUAACCUGUCGCUCUCUGGCGACCCCA